Molecule: messenger RNA, 1576 nt
Organism: Paraglomus occultum
Lineage: Eukaryota; Fungi; Glomeromycota; Glomeromycetes; Paraglomerales; Paraglomeraceae
Source: the annotation of a GenBank genome assembly
AUGAAGGGAUCUAACACUAUUAAGCCGGAUACUUCCUCCUCCAGUAAAUAUAAAAGUAAUGACAAGACUAGAAAAGAUGCCCCUACAGUCAAUAAAGUCAAUAGACGUCCAGGAAAAACGAACAUCGAACAAGCAAUUCGAAAGGAACGUGUUUCCAAUAAAGCGCAAGAAAUUCGCAAAGAACGCGUUUCUAAUAAAUUGCGUACUAAUCACAAGAAGCGUAAGGAUCUUGUGAGUGUUAUGAAUAAAUUAUUGGAUGCAUUUGUCAAGAAAGAUGCAUACGGUUUCUUCCUUGAACCAGUCGAUACGGAAAUGGUCACCGACUACUUGACGAUCAUAAAACAACCGAUGGACUUUGGUACAAUGAGGCGAAAAGUAGCAAAAAAUGAAUAUCAAACAAUGGAUCACUUCAAGGCUGAAUUCGCUUUGGUCUGUAACAACGCCAAAACUUAUAAUGCUCCAGAGACAAUUUACUAUAAAUGUGCAGAUAAGAUAUGGCAAUAUGGUGAAAAGGCUAUUGAAAGAGAAAAGAAUGCGUUAAUAUUGGAGGAAGAGAGGGCAAAAGCUAAACAAAUGGAAGAGGAUAUUGACAUUGAAUCAGUGGCUGAAGGUGGUAUAAAAGGCAAUAAGUCAGUCAGCGAAGCAGGCUCCUCUACAACAAAAGGCACCAAGCAAUCAAAGAAAUCGAAGCGCAAUGACAGUGGACGUGGCCAUAUGUAUUGUUCGGAUGGUUCAUUUGAUAUAUCCUUUUAUCUGAAGAGGAUGGAGAAACCAGAAUCAUUUGGACGGACACCUUUGCUUACGGUCAUAUCGUCCUCUAGGUUGAUAGGCGAACUCAUUGAGCGCGAAGUUGACUCUGGAUGUAACAAUGAAAUGAUGUUAAGUACAUGUACAUAUGACGGCUGUUUGAAAUAUCGUUUUAUGGCUGUCAUACCAAUAUAUUCAAUGAUCAUCUGGAUUGGAAGUACAUAUAUGUUCGUUGAAACACCACUUUCUGACAAUGCUAUUCUUUCUAUAUCAGCGACUUUCCUAGACUAUGGUCCAUAUGCUACACUCGGGAUAGACCCUCCUCAAAUCUCGACACAGGGCAUGUCGCACAUGUACAACCUAUACGGCGAUGAAAGAGGUUAUGCAUACGCAAGGAGUUUACGCACCUUUGUCCAAGGUAUCGGACCGGAAAUUGAGGAAUAUGUAGAGAAUACUCUUGACAAUUUGUCACGUGGUGCUAUGAGCAUAGAUAAGAAAGUAGCAUCUUUAUGUAAAAAGGAUAUAUUUCCAGAAGACGAAAAGAUGUCAGCUAUCGUAUCAAAUAAUGAACUUGGACAAGUGGAUGUGCUAAAAGAACUUGAGAAUAUAAGAAAUGCUCCCGGUUUUAGGAGGAUGAUAUCUGACUUGGAAAAGUGGAGUACUGAGAAAAUAGAUAUUCACAUGUUGGGCGUGGAUCUGAACAGUCAACCGGUACCUAAGAUGAGGAAUAGUCGACAAAAUACUGCUGGAUGGAAGUGUGCGAAUUGUCUGACUUCUGUUACUCCUGGGUGGAGAGCCGGUGAGACUCCAGAGCAGAAGUUAUGUAAUG